Elaeis guineensis (African oil palm) is the source of this 878-nucleotide messenger RNA. RefSeq names its product large ribosomal subunit protein uL14. NCBI's taxonomy places the organism in Eukaryota, Viridiplantae, Streptophyta, Magnoliopsida, Arecales, Arecaceae. Gene Ontology annotation, cellular component: cytosolic large ribosomal subunit; ribosome. Gene Ontology annotation, molecular function: large ribosomal subunit rRNA binding; structural constituent of ribosome. Gene Ontology annotation, biological process: translation. The record is from RefSeq and is a predicted model, not a curated record.
AAACCCUAGAAAGCGUUCUAUAAAACCUCGCACUCGGCCUUCUUGAGCUUCCGGCGUCGCAGAUCCUGUCUCCUCCAAGAUGUCGAAGCGAGGACGAGGAGGUUCUGCUGGAAAUAAAUUCCGGAUGUCGCUGGGUCUCCCAGUGGCAGCGACAGUCAACUGUGCAGACAACACUGGUGCGAAGAACCUCUACAUAAUCUCUGUUAAGGGUAUUAAGGGCCGCCUCAACCGUCUUCCCUCUGCUUGUGUCGGGGACAUGGUGAUGGCCACUGUCAAGAAGGGGAAACCUGAUCUCAGAAAGAAGGUCAUGCCUGCCGUCAUUGUGAGGCAGCGGAAGCCAUGGCGCAGAAAGGAUGGCGUCUAUAUGUACUUUGAAGAUAAUGCUGGAGUAAUUGUUAAUCCAAAGGGGGAAAUGAAAGGUUCUGCCAUCACAGGACCUAUUGGGAAGGAAUGUGCUGAUCUGUGGCCCAGGAUUGCCAGUGCAGCCAAUGCUAUUGUGUAAUGAUGAGGCUAGCCAUAUUAAGAUAACGGACAUGUGAUUGGAAAGUGAUGUUUAUUGAUCCUCAACAAGUUAUCUCCGAUUCUGAUAUUGUGGAUGCUAUGUUGGUUGAAUUACUCUUUAUGCAUGGAAUGCAAGUGCCCCUAUAUCUGUUGAAUGCCUACCCAUUUUGGGGUCCCAUGGUGAUGUGGUCUUCAUGGUAAUGUAGUCAGCUACUUUUGUUAUUCUCAUUAGCAGAGCUAAUAUUGUAAUGGGACGGGCGCUGUCUUGUUCCGUUAUAAUAUUCAUUGACAAUUUGACAUAUAAACCAUAGGCAGCCGACUAUCAUGUGAGAUCAUGUCUAAAUUGUGUGUGGUCUAAUCGAAAGGUUCUUCUCCCA